Messenger RNA from Pristis pectinata (smalltooth sawfish), 7565 nucleotides. RefSeq names its product suppressor of cytokine signaling 5-like. The record is from RefSeq and is a predicted model, not a curated record. The coding region runs from base 420 to 2033 and encodes 537 amino acids. Gene Ontology annotation, biological process: intracellular signal transduction; phosphatidylinositol phosphate biosynthetic process. The transcript is spliced from 2 exons. Gene Ontology annotation, molecular function: 1-phosphatidylinositol-3-kinase regulator activity. NCBI's taxonomy places the organism in Eukaryota, Metazoa, Chordata, Chondrichthyes, Rhinopristiformes, Pristidae. Gene Ontology annotation, cellular component: phosphatidylinositol 3-kinase complex.
GUGGCAGGGUGGUGCCGUCAAUCACUCGUCGUCAUGGAGUUUCCGCCAGCAGGUUAGGGUGGUCGCGUUCCCAUCAAUCUCCCUCCUCUGCUCGGGUGGAUUCCGGUGGCCGUCGAGUCGCGGCCCGGGCUGGGAGCCGGAGCGGGAGCAGCGGCCGGUCGCCUUUCGCCGCCCUCUCCGUGGGAGCCAUCGCCCGGCCGCUGCCAGGGCAAGGGCGGGGCGGUGGAGCUGGCUUGUCGGCGGCCUUCCUUUUAUUUUUACCCCCUCCCCUUCCAGUUGGAGCCGAGUCCCCGGUUCUCUUCCCCCCCCCCCCUCCCCCGUGGAGAAAAUCCUCCGUCAUUUUGUUUCUGCUGCCCGGCGGGCUGCGAUGUUCCUGGGAGCGGGGCUUCUGCCGAGGAGCUGAGAUACGUGCUUAACCUAUGGAUAAAGUUGGAAAGAUGUGGAGCAGUUUGAAGUACCGAUGUCAGAAUUUUUUUGUUAAUGAAGGUGGAGGCCAAAAUGAAACUGGUUUGAACUGUCCAAGUUGUUCUGUUGGUAAAAGCUCAAGUGCAAAUGUUGAUGAACUGCCUCAGCAGGAAUUAGGAGGUACAACGAAUGGACAUGGAGUUACACCAUUAAUUACAGACACGUGUCUGACCAUAGACAGAAGAAAUGGAAACUGUGUUUCUAACAUCCCAGAGAUUGUAGAAGCAGAUUUGGAUAAAGAAAAUGAGAAUUUGGCUGCUGGAUCAGAAUCUCUUCUUGUUCGAAGAGACUCUUAUUCUCGUCAUGCUCCAUGGGGUGGGAAGAAGAAACACUCUUGCUCUACAAAAACCCAAAUGUCAUUUGAAACAGUUAAACGCUUUAGUAGAACGAGGUCUGGGUUACAAAGGCGGGAAAGACGAUAUGGUGUAAGUUCCAUCCAUGAUAUGGAGAGUUUGUCUAAUCGUGCUAUGACACGUCCAUCUAUACGCCAGCGUUUCCAAGAAACUGUAGGACUCUGUUUUCCAUUACGAACACAUAAUAAACAGCCAAAGAGCUUAUUGUCAAGCAGGAGAAAAAUUUUGCUAUCUGAACUGAUGCUUGAAAAAUGUCCUUUUCCAGCUGGGUCAGAUCUAGCCCAGAAAUGGCAUCUUAUUAAGCAACAUACAGCUCCUGUGAGCUCGCAGUCAACCUGUUGGCUUGAAACACUUGAUCCUACUUUUUCUUCUACAGAAGAUGAAGAAGAUAGGCUUAGAGAAAGACGAAGGCUUAGUAUUGAAGAAGGGGUUGAUCCUCCCCCCAAUGCCCUUAUACACACUUUUGAAGCCACUGCACAAAUUAAUCAAACAUACAAGCUGGGACCAAAGUUAGCACCUGGAAUGAGUGAGCUUCCUGGUGACAGUCGUGGAAUGAUAAAUGGAGACUGGGACUUGGAAGAGGACUCAACUACUCUUUGUCUCCAGGCACGGAAACAGAAAACGCGGCAGAUGCCAGGAGAAAAUAUUGGUCAUGCUGCCAGACCUGGGCCCUGGAAAGUGCACACACAAAUUGAUUACAUUCAUUGUUUGGUUCCAGACUUGCUUCAGAUUACAAGUAACCCUUGUUAUUGGGGGGUAAUGGAUCGUUACGAAGCUGAGGCCCUCCUUGAUGGCAAGCCUGAAGGCACAUUUCUACUCAGGGAUUCGGCACAAGAGGACUACCUCUUCUCUGUGAGCUUCCGUCGUUAUAACCGCUCCUUGCAUGCCAGGAUUGAGCAAUGGAAUCACAAUUUUAGUUUCGAUGCCCACGACCCCUGUGUUUUUCACUCCUCCACAGUAACUGGCCUCCUGGAACAUUAUAAGGAUCCCAGUUCAUGCAUGUUUUUUGAACCUUUGCUAACUGUUCCACUGACCAGGACUCUUCCCUUCAGCCUGCAGUACAUCUGCCGUGCAGCCAUUUGUUGUUGUACAACGUAUGAUGGAAUAGAUGCACUUCCACUUCCCCCACCUUUACAGGAGUAUCUGAAAGAGUACCACUAUAAACAAAAAGUACGAGUGCGAUGGUUAGAACGAGAACCAUCAAAGGUCAAAUAAGCAUUCAUCUUUUUUUAUAUAUCACUGAAAUUGCUGACACCCUCCAGGAUAUGGGACAUUAUGAAAAUAAACUUGUUCAGAAUGAAUAAUUUAAGACUUGAAUUAAGUCGCAAUAUGUGGUUACUCCAUUUUGCAACUUCCUUUUUAGGGUACUUUGGCACUUUGUGUCUGUAAUUUAGUGGAUACUGCAGGUCCAUAUACAGAUUAACAUGCAUGUAUUUAUUAUGUUGGCAGUUAGCAAUUUUCUAGCUUUGCAGUUGUCUUUGAGGGGGUGUGGUCAAAAGAAAUCAUUGAUUUAGGGCAACUAUGGAGCUCUCUUCAGAAUUGAUAUAGAAUUAUAUAUUUACUGUAGAAUCUUGGAAAUUGUGGUGAAAUUUAAUUUGAAAUUUAAGGAACUGCCAUUUGAGAUUCAGCAUCAUUUUUGUGUAUUCUUCUGGCACUCAACCUGAAUGAAUUUGGUCAGACUGGAAGGAUUUUGUUUUGGAUAUCUGCAAUGUAGUAUUCAAUUUUUUUUUCCAAUAAUGGAUUCUCUGGAGUUAUUUCAAGGUAGUGAUUAUGUGCCAGGUGGUUAUAAAAUACAACUAAAGUACAUUAUGACCAAUGUCAGACCCUUCAUUACUAUUUUGAAACCACCUUCAAGCAUUUGUUUCUAGAAUGCAUGUGGCAACUUCAGUGGCAGCACCUUCCAAUGAAAUGUUAUUUGAUAGCCAGGACUAUCAAGAACUUAUCACUUGCAUUUUCCGAGUGGGAUUUUGGUUGUGUAAUAUAAGUCUGAAUGGUACAGGAAAUCCAAUUGUCUUUUUAAUUAAAAUCUGAGAAAGCAGUGGAAGAUUUCUCUAAAUUAUGUUUGCAAAUGUAGAUAAAGGAUUCAAGUGGUUUGUUUUUACUGUCUGGGCAGAAAUCCACGUUUUUAUGGAUAAGAGUAUAAUCAUUUUGGAAAUUAAGGGUGAAAAUGACAUCAAGAAUGUUUAAGUAAGUGGAAAGUAAAUUUUAAAAUUGAUUUUAAUACCUGGAAAAGUUGCAAGGUAAAAGCAAACAAUAGCACCUCCACUGCAGCUGGGUGCUAUUAGAGAUGAGAUUCAAUGAGUGGACAUUCAGUGGAAGUGUGAUAACACAGGAUAACCUUCUCUACCAUGCGAGUUUCUCAAGUACAAGUUGUUGGUGUAAUAUUGCAGGGGGCAUUUGAAGAUGGUGCCACUUAUUUUUUUAAUGGUAACCAUUAGAUUAUUUGGGACCCAAGACCAGCCAUUCUUGCAUUUUGGUAUUUUGAAAACUGUCUAGUGAAGAAGGGAUUUUGCCAUUUAACUUUGCGCUAUACAGCUGAAAACUAAAAUGCUCACUACCUAUUUGGCCUUUGUUUUGACACCUGUAUAUUGUCAUUAUUGGGUCAGUGUCACUUUCAUUUCAAAUGAUAACACCAGCAUCUGAAAGGUUCCUUUUGUGUUCUAGUUAGAUUAAACCUAAACUUAAGUCUUGUAUGUAUUGGUUCCAAAAUUCUUAAAUUUGGUCUUUGGUGGAAUAGAAACUUUAAGUAGCUGCUAUACUGACCAGAAGCUCAAUAGUUGCUCUAUAAAGCUACAAUGUGAUCCUCUCCUGUUUCUUGCCAAUGUGGUCAUCAUAGGCAGCUACUGUAACUUUGGCUGAGCAGCUCAUUCCUAUCCUAGUUUAGCUUAUUUUGUCCUAUGUGAAGAAGAUAACUAACAAGCCGUGCUGCGUACCUUCCUCCUAUGACAAAGAGCAGCUUUUAGCAAGUUAACUUUAUGUUAGAGGAAAUAAUUAGAUAGUUUGUGGAACCGGAUUGUUUCUAAUGUUCUUUGAUUAAUAAUCUUAGAAGUGCAACCAGGAUUUUAUUUUUAAUUGUUUCAAGCACUAAAGGCAUUGAAAGGUGCCAACUUAAGCAAUUCAAUAUGCACUGGAAAUAUUAAAUUGUGUUUCCAGAUCAAGUAAAUGCAGUUAUCAAAACUAAACAUAAGCAUUUGUUGUAUUCCAUAUUUUAAAGAUUAAUCUCAUUUUACAAAAAUUGCUUUUAUAAUGUUAGUAUUUUUCUAUUGUAUGCUGUGCAAGCAUAUCCUGGAAAACCCUUGACUCCCUAGCAUCCUCUUAGGGUUGUAUGAUUAUUUUUAAGAUGUAUUGUCAACAGGUGCCGUGAAAGUUAAAACUGCAACAACUGCUUUCAACUUUAAGCUAUUCGGUAAACUUGUAAAUACACCUAUUUCACAUUUGUAAAAAUCUAUUCUGACUGUUUAGUAUAAAGGUCUAAUUCUUGUCACACAUACGAGCAGAAUGUAUCAUUUGUUUUAAUGUCUUAUUAAAUGUUUAGAUAUUGCACAUUUAAGCUGUAACCAUUUGUAUCAACUGCCUGACACCCUUCCAAUAUUUCAUUUCUAAUAUCUGGUUUUGUUUCAUUUGAAAUUUCAAAUGAUUACCAGAUUAAUAAAUUUGUCUGCAAAGACAGACGUCUUUAUUGUGUUCUGGCGAUGUGUAUUCUAAAUUGUAGAAAUGGUUCAACUACGUAAAUUCACUUCAGAAAUUUCUGUAAUUGUUACUUGAUGCGGGCCUCUGAAUAGCAUUUGUUGCACCUGAUUUACAACUUAAAGGUAUUUUCGAAAGCAAUAAUAUUUUGGGAAAAAAUAUACCUAUAAGAUUCUGUAUCUUGAAACUUGAAUUACUAUAUAGUUUGUACCAUUUUCCAGUUAAAGAAAUUGUAUUUUACAUUCUCAAUUUUUGGAUCUUUUAACUUGUUUAACUAGGGGCAACAUGGAAUUAGAAGAAAAGUUCAGAAACCAUACCUAAAUUAACAAGUAACUUUUUAUCCCAAACUGGUUCAAUGUAUUCAAAGAUUUUUCAGAUAAAUCUGACAAUUUUUUUUCUGCAGGCCUUUUAUUAAUUGAGAAUGAGUACAGCUGAAAUGCAAAUCUAAAAUGAAAAUGUUUUGGCCCCCACUCUCAAACAUUGCGCACAAGUAGGAUAGUGUCAUCCAAUGAAGAAAAUCGGCAUUAUUCGAAGAAUUGCAGAUUCUUUUGGUGUCCUUCCCAGGAAUUUCUUGUGCUAUCAACAUUGGAUUAACUGGUCAUUGAUCUCCCAGGCAUUUGUGAAAUGGUGCUGAUGCAAAAGAAUUACUGAAUUUUAGAAAGCAGGCCAGAAAACAAUGAAUAACAAAUGCUUGGAGCUCCUUUGAAUAAAAGGCAUUACACAAGUAUUUACAUUUCAGCUCCUACUGCACUCUUGAACCAUUUCCACCAAUGCUUGGUUCUUGCAUUAAUCAAAUUCAAAUUGUGUAUGAUAUGGACCUUUUAAAAUAAAUUUAAGAAGUUGACAAUGGAUCUUUCUCAAUAACCUCUUAAAGUGUGCCCAGCUUUAUAGUUCGAAGCUCAUCUUUGUGGAUGUUGAACAAAUAAAAAUUGUUCUGUCAUAAGUCAAGAUUGUUUCUAUAUUUUGCCUUUACGUACUGGGCUGAGUGUGCUCUGUAUUGCAUUAAAGUUCUCCCUUCUAGCCUACUCCAUGUGUCUUUGUGAGGUGCUUUCAUUUUAUACUCCUGGAUUUCUAAGCUGCUUUGUCCAGAGCAAUGACCUAUGCACAUGGGGAUGGCAUUCUUGGCAAAAAUGUUUAACGUUGCAUUGUACUUGUACACUACAUGGAAACUGUACAGCUACAAUGGUACACUGGUUUUAUUUUGCAUUACCUGCAUUUAUUUUGCAUUGCUUGCUGAAGUUUGUUUUAGAUUAUUUACAUUAUUUGAAACUUCAUUCUAUCAAUUUAAUAUUUCUUUAUGGCCUAAAGAUUGAUUAUUCUUUGAAACUAAAUUGUUCCAGGCUAUGUACAAUUUAUGUUAGACCAUUUUCCCAGCUGUCUUUUUAUUUUGCUUGUCUGGAUUUUUAUAAAUGUACUUUAUGGAUACAGAACCAAAAGUAAUUCAAACUGAUUUUAACAGUAGUAUGAAUCCAUAAUUUUGGCUAAUUUCCAUUUAAAAUAAAAUUCUUCCUGUUCAGUUAAGUUAUGAAAUUCUCAGUAAAUUUUCAAAAGAUAAAAUUACAAUCAGAUUUAGGGGGUAGUGGAAAGAAAAUCUUUUGAUUUGAUACUGAGCUAAUUUACUCAGAUUUUACCUCUUAUGCUUGGAAUGAUAGCAAAUUUUUUUUGAGCAGUCUUAAUCCAUUUUUCAUAACUGUACCUGAACUGGCACACAACUUUUAAGGGCAGCUUGUUUGGGAAUUAAAAUCUAGUUGUGAUUUAGUUUAACCCCAACAAGUAUUAUCUGAGUUUCAAGAUUUAUACUCUUAUCAGUCACUAUGUUUCAAGAACUUCAGACUAUCAGAGUUGCUCUUUUAUGCUUGUGAAAGCUAAUGUCACAAAUCUGACAGCUGUCCUAAUUCUUUUGAACUCUAUCUGUUGAUUAUUUUUAAAAAUGUUUUUCAUGAUGGUUGCUGAGGAGGAAAUGUUUUGUUAUUCAUUCUGUUUUUCUGCUGUGGACUAGUGUUUUUGGAUUCUAAAGCACUUUACUAGAGUUUUAAACCUAUCAAUAUUGGAUUCAUUAAUUAUUCCUUGGUUUAUUUUUCAAAUGGGCAAUCUUUUUUAAAAAAAAACAGGCUAUAAAGAUUCUGAAAUGCUAUAUUGGAGUAUUACAUUCUUUUUGAUAGAAGGAACCAAAGUUUAGAGAAGAGAGCAGGAUAUAUGUGGCUUGUCCCAUGGUGUUAAAGCAUGUAGCAAACUGUUCAGUUUAGCUUAGUUGAUAGCUGGAUCAUUUUUCUGAUGUGCUUUAUUUUUAAGGAGGUGUUUUUCAGAGCAAGAUGGUGAAAAGGUCCAUUUGGGUUGAGCAACGGUUGCUAAAAAGUACAUGUAAUUUUGGCUUUUAUCUGUACUGUUACACUUGAAUACCAUUUUUUGUCAACUUUCUGGAAAAUACAAGAAAAAUAUAAUCUUUGUGGGCACUAUGGGCUGUGGCAUGGAAACCCAUGUUUAGUAGUGCACCUGAUUACUUAAUUCUAUCUGUUAUAUAUUGCAUUAAGGUUCUUCAAAUGUGCUGUCAAACAGUAUUUUUGCAGCUUAGCUGAAAGCAUUUAUUUGCUUAAGUUUUCAACCCCUCAUACAUUUGUGCACUUUGAGAUUUUUAAAAAUCUACUUUUUUGUGGGGGAUGUUUGUGCGUGCCUAUUGGCAUAUUAAGUGCUUUGAUGUAAGCUAAUCGCUAUAGGUAUGUAAAGGUAAUUAUUGCUGUUUAUAACCAAAUGUUAGUGCUGAUGAAUUUAAAACAAACUGGCUACAUUUUUUUUCCUGAAAGAUCCAGCUACAUAGCCAAUUUUGUAAUAUGUAUUCUGUUAUACUCUUAACAAGUAAUGCCUGUUUAGGGUAUUGUUUACGUCGCAUAUAAAAUCCUGUAUUAUCUGUAGAAUAAUGCUCAUUCUGACACGUUGUACAAUAGAAUUUAUCAGUUUAUUUUGCUAUAUAUUGCGACUAUCUUCCCUUCCACCCUUCAGGCUUCUUUGGUGUCCUCUGGCUUCAUUGUCUUAAUAUUAGAAUAAAGACUACACACACACUAA